Molecule: messenger RNA, 2075 nt
Organism: Sphaeroforma arctica JP610
Lineage: Eukaryota; Ichthyosporea; Ichthyophonida
Exons: 1
Coding region: 115-1836 (573 amino acids)
Source: RefSeq, a predicted model, not a curated record
CGACAAAUCUGUGCAUACAUUUCUUAAAUAAUGUGUAAUAGAACUGUUUUUGUUCAGGUGCGCAAACAAAAUAGCUGAAAAUAGGUGUGGUUCAGUAAAUUUUGGUACUGAAUAAUGGUUGCACUAAAGGGUUGGCGCGAAUUGCAGCGAGCCCUUGGACUUAAAUCUUCACGUAAAUCAAAGACACAGAGUUCCGAUAGGCAUAGUUUAAGUAGCUUUAGAAAGCGGUUUAGUGAAAGUACUGUCGUGGCCCUUAAGGGUGUUGACAACGAAGUUCGUAGUAUAGUCUCAGUCCCAUCGGCAUCAUGUACCGAGAAUGAGCUAACCGAAAGUGAGCUAUUCGAGGAUAAAAUACCUUUUGAAAGUAUACAAGGCAAUCAUGUGGAUUCUAAUUUUAAUGGCAGGCCGCGCAGUGCUCUGGUGAGUUCUAGCUCAGAUGGUACCACAGAGCAGGAAAUGAUAAGCGAUAGAGAGGGGCUGCGGGUAUUUAGAAUAACCACAAGGUCUUCUGAACGUCGAAAAUCACAUAAAGCUCGCCCCCAGUUAUUAAAACCAAGUAAAAGUACUCCAGUUCACAAGUUGAAUGACCUCGAUUCACCCAUAGCCGCAGAGAGGCGAACGCCUACAACUCGCUUACAAAUCCUAAAAGCCCCUACAGAUCGUACCGACCAUCGUACACACAGUAAAAGCCCUCGCACAGAGCAUCUCAAUAUAGAUUCGUAUCCCGGCAGAGUACCAAUAGGUGGUGGUGGGAGUACCGGCUCGCGUAUUUAUGAACACGCCAGUGUGACUGGCUCAGGGAAGUUGAAAAGCGAUCCAGGCCACAGGAAUAAUGAGAGAGAUGCGAUGAUCAAAGAAGCGUAUUUAAAGAUUUCAAAAAGCACGCCGACAGGCCAACCUUCGCCUCUAUCUGCACAUAGGAGCGAUUUUCAAGCUGCUGACAGAUUCUUCCCGGCAACGCCGUCUCCACUUAUGGACAGGCGGCGUCCGAAUCCAGAACGAGCUACAGUAAAUACAGUUCAGCCAAAUUCAGCUACAUAUAGUAAUGUGAAACCACUCUCGUCGGCUCUGUUACGGUCCUCUACAGGCCCGAUAGAGACUUACAGUGGUCCACAAGAUGUAGAACUAACCUCGCAUCGUGGUAGAUCAUUGAGUGCGGGUGCUGUUGGUGGUCUGUCUACGACUCCAACCUACAAGUCUCCACUGAGAGGAGGUGAUAUGAAAACUCUGAUACUGGCCCCCUCACCAAGACAAGUUCAAAAGGGAUCGAAAAUGUCGGAACUCCGCGGCCUUGCGCUAAAUCAGAAUCAAAAUCAAAACCAGAACCAAUUGAGACAUCGUCACUCAACAGGAAAUAGGGCAGGAAUGACACCUGAACGCCCAUCCAGACUAGGGGUAAAUGCAAGGUAUGGGUACGGACAUGGCGACGGGCGUGUUGCGUCCCCAGUCGAGCAUUUGCGACGUGGUGUACAGGUAGACAUGAUCGGAACAAGCCCAUCUGCUCCGGCGAUGUUGUCCACUAGGACACAGAACCGGCCACCACCGCUCCAUCGAAGUGCGAGCAGCGGCAGAGUAUCGGAUUUACCGUGGAAGAGGGCGGGACUAGUGAAUGGACAGCAUUCGCAAUCGAGUGAUGGGCUCAUAGGCUCAGGUACACCUAACAACCGCGUACGAUGGAACCCUCAUACUGAUAUAGCACCUACGUAUGGCAGAGACAUAUAUGGCCGCGAAGUAAUGGAAUUGGGUGAUCAGUCACCGGAUAUAUACUAUGAGCUUAUGGCGUACAAAAUUGACGAAAUGAUGGUACACAGAGAUUCGACGCAAAAUACUAAUUGACAUCUAAAUAAUGUAACUGGAGCCCGUAGAGCGAAUCUGGUAUCUAUUAUCACUGAAAUGCUCCAAAUGUCGAGAACGUCACCAAUAUAGAUAAGCUGAUGUUGGAUAAUAUGUCUGGGUACUUGACAACAAAGGCUGACUACUUACAUCUAUACCAGUAUGGACUAUAUAAUGGAAUAAAGUCUAUACACUGAUAAUGAUGAUAAUGUUGUUUCUGACAAGAGUACGUUAGCAUUCGG